Molecule: messenger RNA, 1437 nt
Organism: Exophiala spinifera
Lineage: Eukaryota; Fungi; Ascomycota; Eurotiomycetes; Chaetothyriales; Herpotrichiellaceae
Exons: 4
Coding region: 1-1437 (478 amino acids)
Biological process (GO): proton transmembrane transport
Cellular component (GO): vacuolar proton-transporting V-type ATPase, V1 domain; fungal-type vacuole membrane
Molecular function (GO): proton-transporting ATPase activity, rotational mechanism
Source: RefSeq, a predicted model, not a curated record
AUGUCUUUGAGCCCACCUGCCUACCUCACCUCGCUCCAGAACAACAUCAGAGCACGUCCGAUACCUUGGGAUGGUGCAGUCAGGGCUGGCAACCUCACAGACGACCAACUUAAGAAGAUCAGGUCUGUCGACAAGGUCAGAAAAGAGCAGAGAAAGCAAACAAUUGAAAAGGACGUCAAGAGCUACAGUAAUUUGUUAGUGGGCGAUAAAGAUGGCGGUGGUGUUCUCGAGAAAGCAUCAAAGCGGAGCGACAUUAUCCAAUACAUCCUGGUUCUUGCGACAGAUCUGAUCAAUGAUGCUCCUGCGCUUGCGAAUGCAAUCCUCGAACAUUCUGAGCCAUACAGGCCAUUCAUUUCCUUCCUCACGCAAUCUGGCAAUCCAGAAGACCCGAUUCCUCUGUUUGCAGCCACUUUCCUUGUCAACCUUAUUGCCAUUUCACUCACAUCAUCCUCAAAACCGACUCCACGAGACGACCAAGCUCUCUCUCAGGUCUACGCAUAUCUGGCAAAGCUGGUCAAGAACCAAGAUAGCGGGCUUCAAGACAUCGGAGUUCAACAUUUCUCGCAAUUGUUGCGGACUUCGCGGUCGAAAGAGUUGUUCUGGAAACAGAAAUCAGACACAGUUGAUCCUUUGUUUGAUAUCUUGCGGAAAGCUGCAGGUGCCGCAAAAGAUAACGAUUCCACCCUAUGGAGCGGGGCUACAAGUAUAAGGAGCAGCGACACGAGGUUCGGUGGCGGGGUUGGGUUGCAAUUGAUGUACCAUGUCUUACUGGUCAUCUGGCAACUCAGUUUCGAAGGAGAGAUGGUUGGCGAAGAGCUUGAAAAGGACGAGGAAAUUGUGCCCUUGUACACACAACUCCUUCGGAUGUCACCAAAAGAGAAGACGACUCGUCUCUUGCUUGCAACGUUGAACAACCUACUUUCCUCGAACAAGGACACUUUGAUUGCCACAGCGACUACUGCCAGACUGCCCUCGCUUCUCAGUAACCUCUCUGGGCGCCAUCUCACAGACCAAGACCUUCUUGAAGAUCUCGAGAACCUCAAGACAAUGCUAGAAGAAUACACCAAGAAUCAGACAACGUUCGAUGAGUACGCCGAUGAAGUCAACUCUGGUCAUCUACGAUGGUCACCGCCACACCGAAAUCCUACCUUCUGGAGGGAGAAUGCUCGCAAGAUCCUUGAAGACAAGAAAGGCGAGCUACCGAAGAAGCUGGCUGAGAUCCUUUCGAGAGGAUGGGAGUCAGACAAGAAGGUGCUCGCGAUUGGGUGCAACGAUGUUGGGAAUCUGGUCAAAGAAGUCCCAGAACACCGAUCAACUCUGGAGAGACUCGGGCUCAAAGCUCGAUUAUUAGAGCUUAUGGGUGAUUCCGACGAGAGCGUGCGCUGGGAGAGUCUGAAGGCUGUUGGAGAAUGGAUGCGAUACACGUUUGACAAAUAG